Molecule: messenger RNA, 1692 nt
Organism: Aegilops tauschii subsp. strangulata
Lineage: Eukaryota; Viridiplantae; Streptophyta; Magnoliopsida; Poales; Poaceae
Molecular function (GO): protein binding
Source: RefSeq, a predicted model, not a curated record
AAUCUCAGCAGCCAGCACACACCAGUCCCAGCGAAAAGCCGGGCUCCAAAAUCCCCAAUCUGCUCCAGGUGGUCAAACCAUUCCACCAUUCCCCGGCGCACCACCAUGGCAGCAUCCCCGCCGGCGAUCCUGGACGAGCUCUUCGAAGUGAUCCUCCUCCGCCUCCCGCCCGACGACCCAGCCUGCCUCCUCCGCGCCUCCCUCGUCUGCAAGGCCUGGGGUUGCGCCGUCUCCCGCCCCCACUUCCGCCGCCGCCUCCACGAGCUCCACCGGGCGCCCCCGGUGCUGGGCCUCCUGCACGACCUGGAAGACGAGCGCAUCCCACGAUUCAUCCCCACCACCGCGUCGUCCUUCUCCCUCACCGCUCCGCACAACCGGUACUGGCGGACCCUCGACUGCCGCCACGGCCGCGCCCUCUUCCUCUCCAACCCCCAGUCCCCGGAAACCCAGGAGCUUCUCGUGUGGGAGCCAAUCACGGGUGCCCAGCAGCGCAUACCGGUGCCCGCGGCGCUCGAGAGCAACUUCCCCAUGGCGGCCGUGUUCUGCGCAGCGGACGGGUGCGACCACCGCGCCUGCCUCGGGGGCCCUUUCCGCGUGCUCUUCAUCCUCUCGGUCGUGGUAGGCCAAGUCACUGACGACGACUGCUAUCUCACGUCGGCGUGCGCAUAUUCGUCGGAGACUGGCACCUGGGGCGAGCCGACCUCGUUGCCCCGCCGCUCGCCCAUGCCCAUGUGCUUUACAUUUUAUUCCAGUGUGCUCGUUGGAAAGUCUCUGCUCUAUUUCAUGUCUGAUGAUGCGUUCAUUCUCGAGUGUGACUUGGCAAGGCACAGACUGGCUGUGUUCAACCCACCAAACCAUGAGCCGGUCUGCGGCCAAUAUACCAUCAUGCUGGCGGAGGACGGUGGACUGGGAGUUUGCCAAAGGAUGGAUCAGCAGCUCAAAGUGUGGUCAAGGGAGGUGAGUGACAGUGUUGAAGCACGAUGGGUGCUGAGCCGGGUCGUCUACCUGGAAAAUUUGCUCCCGGUUGGUGCUCUCGUGGAUGCAGAGACUAGAGUGCAAGUGCUGGGCUUUGCCGAGGGAGCAAAUACCAUUUUCCUAACCACGGUUGAUGGCAUCUUCAUGAUCAAACUGCAAUCGGAGCGGGCGAGGAGGGUGUGCGAUGAAUCCGAUGAUCAUCUCUUUUGUGAUUUGAUUCCGGUUGUCAGCUUCUACACUCCUGUGCCUCGAGGUGAGCACAGGGAUCCGUCGUUGAAGCAUAGUGAGGAUGCAGGUGGUGAGGAGAAAACAGUAUAUCAGGUACAACAAUUGAUCAACAAAAUGAGUCAAAUGUUACCAGGGGGGGACUUUGUCAACGCUUUCGAUUGCAUCAACCACGCCAUAGAGAACAGGGUUCCACCCUAUUAUGAAGUUGCUCCUGAGUGUACCAGCAUGGUUUACGGACAUUGAUGCAGCUUGCUAUAGGAAGAAUCCAUGAAGACUUCAGCCAGCAAAGAAGAUGCUAGGAACUCAAAAGACCUCAGGUAGCAAUGUUAAUGAUGCUCCACCUUCAGAGAAAAGGUGAUUCUGAAUAAUGUGUUGUAUAUACCACUGAUCCUUUUGCCCCAGAGGCCCAGACCUGUGUGGCUAAAUACUCAAAAUUUUCAUUAUUCUGUAAGUAUAUCUGUAUAUGUCUGAAAUUCUAUUUGUAUGAAA